This is a messenger RNA of Oryzias latipes (Japanese medaka), 2368 nucleotides long. RefSeq names its product ecdysoneless homolog (Drosophila) (gene ecd). The record is from RefSeq and is a predicted model, not a curated record. Gene Ontology annotation, cellular component: nucleus. NCBI's taxonomy places the organism in Eukaryota, Metazoa, Chordata, Actinopteri, Beloniformes, Adrianichthyidae.
CGGCUUGAUAUUACCGACGGAUCAAUCAGUGGCAGAAAGCAUCGUGGAUGUGUCGUUUUGUAAACAUGAUUGAAGAAUUUUUUGUCAUUAUUUUUUUCUUUCAAUCACAUCAACGUAAUUUAUAGUAAGACAGGGUUGCGUGCAAAAGUACAGAAAUUGAACAAAAAUGGAUCUUUUACAAAGAAGGGUAUUUCAGGAUGAUAUGGUCCAAUACAAUCUCUUCUUGCUACCUGCGGAUCAUUCAACUCUUCAGCAGAACGAGCGACGACUUAAAGAGAUGCUUGGAGAGAUUUUUGCAAAGCUUGCCCCCAUGUUGGUGGAAUAUAUUUGGCAACAUCAACCAUUCAAUCUGAAGUAUCAUCCAUCCAAAGGAGACAUCCCGGCUCACAUUGGAGGCAUCACUCAGUUUGGGGACAACGUGGAGGAUGAGUGGUUUAUCGUUUACCUUCUGCAGCAGAUCACAAAGACUUUCUCAGAUCUGGUUGUCAGUGUUGAAGACAACGACGGGGAAUUUAUUCUCAUCGAAGCUGCAGAUUAUCUUCCCAAAUGGUUGAGCCCCGAUACAAGUGAAAACAGGGUUUUUCUCUUUAGGGGAGAGUUGCACAUCAUUCCUCGCCCUUCCAAAUCGAGUUCUGUGGGCUUCCCACGUAAUGUGGUCCCCAGUGUGGAACAGGCUCUCGCACUUCUCUCUGCUCACCCAGAAGCUUGCCAAGCAAGCCCCGGGAUACGUUCAGCCCUGAGAAAAAGACUUGUGGGAUACCCAGAGAAGAUAAAAAGCGGCCUCCACCGUGCUCACUGCUUCAUACCGGCAGGAAUCGCCACCGUGUUGGCGCAUCGUCCUGACCUGGUGGCACCUGCCGUCUCAGCUUUUUAUUUAAGAGAUCCAGUCGACCUGCAGGCAUGUCGGAGCUUCAAGACGUUUCACCCCGACACCAGAGUCCUCACCUCGGUUACGUUUACCCGCUGCCUCUAUGCCCAGCUGCAGCAGCAGCAGUUCACGCCAGAUCGGAGGAGUGGCUUUAACCUUCCUCCGCGCACUCAUCCUCACUACAAAGCCCAUGAGCUUGGCAUGAAACUGGCUCACGGCUUUGAGAUUUUGUGCUCCAGGUGCAGACUUCCUUCUUCAGGGCCCGACGACGCUGCUGUCAGCUGUAACCCUCAGUGGAAAAGCUUCCUGAAAAGUCUCCAAAAGAAUGACUACUUCCGGGGGGAGCUGGAAGGUUCGGCCCGGUUUAAAGAGCUUUUAAGAUCAGCAGAAGUUUUCUUCAAACAAUCCGUUGCUUCAAAAUCUAGCGUUCUCUCUCCCGGCGAGGACGUUCUCCAGGUGUUGCACAGCUGUGGACCUAUUAACAUGCAGGAUCUGGAAAAACUUGAGUCACAGCUCCCCCAAGAGGACAGUGACAGCUGGCUGGAUAUAACCGCUCAGGGUUUGGAGCAGCUGCUGCAGGAGAGAAGUGGAGGACGAACGGAUGUUGGCAGAAAUUGCAGCGCCAUCAAACAGACGGAGAACUCGAGUAACGCAGCAGAGGAGACCGUGGAGGUGACAGGCACCGAAGGGGAGGACACCGCUUACAGCCUGGUGGCAGUCAGUCAAGGGAUUAAGGACUUCUUCAACACCAUGUCCUCCCACGAGGGGGCUGAACUUCCUUGGAGCAGUGCAACCCGGCCUUUUAGGUUUGACCCAGACUCCAUGGUCAGCGCACUCGACCAACUCCUAGGAAGCAAAGACAGAGAACUAGAUUCAGAUGAUCUGGAGGAUGACGAUGAGGAUGUUUACCACGACGAGGAAGAAGGCGUCGAAGAAAACGAGGAAAGCUCGUCUGAUCACGCAGAGAUGAGUGGGCCGGAAACUCUUGACAGCAUCAAAAAAUACAUGGACCAAAUGGAUGAGGAACUGAUGAGCACCAAUGUCGGGCAAAGCUUUAGUCAAACGAAAUUCAGCAAGCCCAGCUCCGAGAACGCUGCCCCUCGUUCUCCAGAAGGCGGAGCAUCAGAAGAGAUGGAGGAACCACAGCCUUUGGAUUUGGACGUCAAUCUGAUGGCCAACCUGCUGGAGUCUCUCAGCUGUCAGGCUGGGCUGGCUGGGCCCGCUUCAAACCUGCUGCAGAGCCUCGGCGUACACCUACCAGCUAACUCUGACCCCUCAUAAACAACAGAUUUAGCUCAGAGGAAAGGAAAAUCAGUUCAGCUGAUAAUCAGCCUAAUCAGCCACACAGCAGAGUGUGAUGUCAAAAGAAUCUUUUCAAUAUUAAAUGUCCUGUUAGCACAAACGGAAAAAGCUCACAAUCCCUAAAAAAGUGUUGGCUCCCCCUGGAAAUGUAGAUGUGGUGACUAUUUUAUUCCCGAAUAAAAUGUGUGUAAACAUCUA